GGAAGCAUCAGCGCAUGUAACGAUGAACGAUGGCAACAUUUGCAAAUACACAACAACGAAAUUUCACUUGAGAACCAUCUAAGUUCUUGAUCAGUACUUCACUGCAUCUACUCAUGAAGCCUUUAUAUCUGCAGACUCGCUGAGCUGCUCAUAACAGUAUCCCGGAGUCUGUUUUACAAAGCUUAUCAUAAUGGCUGCGCAAUCUAAAAUCGAUUUCCUACCACCCGAUAGAACGAUCAAGAGUAUAAUAUCUGACCUCACAUCAUUAUAUCUCAAGCAUCGAACAAAGAUCUCUCGGACGGUUUAUUUGACAUUAUUCUUCGCUCUUCUCAAUCGCAUACGAUCUGCCAUUUCCGAACAAAAGGCUGCAGCCAUUCGUCAUGCAGAGUCGCGAAGAAGAGGUCCGGUUGCACUGGGAAAUGGCGCGCAAGGAACUGAAAGGAAAAAGGUUGAACUGAAUAGAGAGUUUUUCAAGAAUCUGAUCCGGCUUUUGAGGAUAUGUAUUCCCGGAUGGAGGAGUAAGGAGAUGCGACUGCUUGUCAGUCACAGUAUCUUCCUUGUUAUCAGAACUCUGAUCAGUUUGAAAGUUGCAGCCAUGGAUGGUGCAUUGGUUUCAAGUUUGGUACGAGGAAAAGGGAAGGACUUUUUGAUUGGUAUUGUAUGGUGGAUGUUGAUCGCUGUUCCUGCAACAUUCACGAAUUCUAUGGUAUGUACCACAUGACCCCGUCUGCUGUGAUUAAGCUAAUAUAUGAAAUAUCUAGCUCUCAUAUCAUCAGUGUAAACUUGCGCUUCAAUACCGAACACGAUUAACGAAUUAUAUCCACGAUAGAUACUUGUCGAAUAUGACAUUUUACUCUCUUUCUGCUCUCGAUGAUCGAAUAAAGAACGCGGAUCAGUUAAUAACCGUGGAUGUAUCGAAAUUUGCGAAUAGUUUGGCAGAGUUAUAUGGAAAUCUUGCGAAACCAGCAUUGGAUAUGGCAAUAUACAACUAUUCUCUUUCCAAAAGUGUUGGUGGCGAGGGGCUUCUUUUUAUGUCGCUACUGGUACAACUUUCAGCAAAUGUCAUGAGAGCGUUGACUCCUCCUUUUGGCAAAUAUGUGGCAGAUGAAGCAAGACUAGAAGGGGAAUUCCGAUUUCAACAUUCGAGAUUGAUAGAUUAUAGUGAAGAGGUCGCAUUGUAUAAUGGGCAUGAAGCGGAAAAGGAUACUUUGGAUAAAGGAUACUUUACACUCAUAAAACAUGUAAACUGUGAGUAUCGCCUUGCUCUGAUAUCUGAAAUUCAGCUAAUACCGCCAUAGAUAUUUUGAGGCGAAGAUUCACACAUGGAAUAAUGGAGGUAAGGAACGUGACAACCUUUUUGGGAGAACGAAGCUAACUGCUAUAGGAUUUCGUUAUCAAAUACGUAUGGGGAGCUUUAGGGCUUAUUCUGUGUAGUGUCCCGGUAUUCUUUAAGAUACCAGGUGCAAGUUCAGCAAGUAUGGGUGAUCGAACAGAAAGCUUCGUAACCAAUCGAAGAUUAUUACUUUCUAGUUCCGAUGCCUUCGGUCGAGUAAUGUUCUCCUACAAGGAGGUUACUGAAUUAGCCGGAUAUACCUCCCGAGUUGCGACACUAUUGGAAGUUAUGGAUGAGAUUAAGGCUGGACGAUUCGUUAAAACUUUGGUUUCCGAGGAUGAUUCUGGUGAACAAUUAGAAUUGAUGAGAGGAAGAGGUACUGUGAUCGAAAGUGAAGACAUUGAAUUUGUUGAUGUGUAUGUUCUAUUCAAGCCUAAUUCCUACAAUUGCUAACCAUUCUUAGACCAAUCAUCACUCCAGGUGGAAGUAUUCUUGUUCGAAAACUAUCCUUUUCCAUGAAACGUGGGGAUCAUGUUCUAGUAGUCGGACCAAACGGAUGUGGUAAAUCUUCCUUAUUCCGCAUUCUGGGAGGUCUCUGGCCCGUAUAUGGCGGUACUGUCCGAAAACCACCCCUUUCCCAAGUUUUCUACGUUCCCCAACGACCAUACCUUAGCGCCGGAUCCCUUCGUCAACAAAUUAUCUACCCUGAUUCUCUUCGUGCCAUGCGAAGUAAAGGUAUAACCGAUUCUGACCUCCUUGCUAUCCUUUCCAUCCUCGAUCUUGAUCACCUCGUUACAGCUUUUCCCAAUGGUUGGGACGCCGAAGCUGAAUGGCGCGAUGUGUUAUCUGGGGGACUUCAACAACGUGUAGCUAUGGCUCGCCUCUUUUACAAUCGUCCCAAAUAUGCCAUUCUAGAUGAAUGCACCAGCAGCGUCACUCUAGAGAUGGAAAAAAUCAUGUAUGAGCAUGCGAAAGCAUUAGAUAUUACAUUGAUGACAGUUAGUCAUCGUAGAAGUUUAUGGAAAUAUCAUAGUAAGAUAUUACAAUUUGAUGGACAAGGAAAAUAUAUUUUUACGGGAUUGGAUGCAGAGAAGAGGUUGAAGUUGGAGGAUGAAAAGGAGGAGCUGGAGGCUCAUUUGAGAGCUAUGCCAGAGGUUAGGAGGAGAUUUGAUGAAUUGAUGUUAGGGAGGGGCGACUGAGGGAAUUGUGGAGAUGGGAAUAUAUAUAAGUUUUAUAUUGCUUAUAUACCAUUUUAUUUAUUUAUUUGUUUCUGUGUUCUCAGAAUUCGGUUUUCGUACUAUGAAACUGGACUUGUAAGACUUACUUUUUGAGCUCAUCAUUUGGAUCGCUGGAAAAUGUGAUCAUGUAUAGUAGUAGUGAUUUCCAACGUUAAGUUAAGCCAACUAAGCUUUACCUCUCCAUCUAUCCUCCUCCGUAUG
Sclerotinia trifoliorum is the source of this 2772-nucleotide messenger RNA. The record is from the annotation of a GenBank genome assembly. NCBI's taxonomy places the organism in Eukaryota, Fungi, Ascomycota, Leotiomycetes, Helotiales, Sclerotiniaceae.